This is a messenger RNA of Manis pentadactyla (Chinese pangolin), 952 nucleotides long. Its product is annotated as interferon alpha-inducible protein 27-like protein 1. Lineage: Eukaryota; Metazoa; Chordata; Mammalia; Pholidota; Manidae. Gene Ontology annotation, cellular component: mitochondrion; membrane. The transcript has 6 exons. The record is from RefSeq and is a predicted model, not a curated record. The coding region runs from base 166 to 804 and encodes 212 amino acids. Gene Ontology annotation, biological process: apoptotic signaling pathway.
CCGGGCUCUGUUUCAGAGGGGAGGGAUGGGAGAGUGGGAGUUGCUGCUAUAAAUGUCUGGAAUCCCAGCCUCUGGAAACACAUCCAAAUCAAGGGGAAGUUCCACGUUAUCAGAAAACCUGCAUCUCUGAUUUGGCUUCGGUGGGUGCUUGUUCCUUUCUGUGCUAUGGAAUUAACAAAGGCAGGCAUCUUAAUCUCUUCCCUCACUUCCAAGAUACUGAGUGCAGCCAAGCUGGCUAACGUGAGCACAGUGGCCUCUAACAGUGUCCUAGCUGGCCUUUCAUCAAUGGGGCUCACGCUGUCAUCCAACGCUGCCCUGGGCCAGGCUGCGUCCACCCUGGGGUCCUGGCUGGGGGCACUUAAUGGCUGCUCCCUGCUGGGAGCCCCUGCUGCAGCUCUGACCAGUUUCCCAGUUGGAGCCAAGAUUGCUACAGCUGUGGCCGGAGGAGGUGCGUCUCUGCAAGAAAGGGACUUAAGUCCUCAUCUGCCCCCAGGCUCUGGGACUUGGGGGGCAUCCACCCUUGCCGGUGCCCAGGGUUACCCAAGGCCUCAUGCAGAUGCCGUAGCUGUAGGGGCUGUGCCCACAGUGCUGGGCGCCAUGGGCUUCACCAGUGCUGGAAUUGCGGCCUCGUCCAUCGCAGCCAAGAUGAUGUCCGUAGCUGCCAUCUCCAAUGGGGGCGGAGUGGCAGCCGGCAGCCUUGUGGCUACUCUGCAGUCUGUGGGAGCAGCCGGACUUUCCAUGUCAUCCAAGGUCCUUCUGGGCUCGGCUGGGUCUGCCCUUGUGUCCCGAAUGAUGGGCUUGUAAUAGUUUCCUGUCGGUCCCCCUGCAGAGAAGAGGAUGGGUCUGGUCCUGCCCACCAGCCCCGUGCAGCGAGGGACCAGUUUCCAGGUGACAAGAUGCCAAACACUGUACCCCCGGAAAAUAAGGAAUAAAAAGGUGUUGUUGCCACCCC